Messenger RNA from Dentiscutata erythropus, 630 nucleotides. Lineage: Eukaryota; Fungi; Glomeromycota; Glomeromycetes; Diversisporales; Gigasporaceae. The record is from the annotation of a GenBank genome assembly.
AUGACAGAUUUUACAAAUAUAUUAUUACGUGAUUUAACACAAUUAUUAGAAAAAGUUUCUUCAUCUACAGAUUUAACUUCUUUGGAUAUUUCUAAAUGGCAACCUGAACAUUUAUCUACUUUAAAAUCAACAAUACAACAAUGUAUCCCUUUGGUUCGAAUAUUUCAAAUUUCUUCAAAUGAUUUUCAUAGUAAAGUAAUGCCAUAUAAAGAUAUUAUACCUAAAGCUUUAUUCGACGAUGUAAUGAGAUAUCAUAUGGUACCGGAUUGUCCACGACCUAUCUCAUUAAUGCCUUCUAGACGUGGAGGAAUUGAAUCUAAUUUAUUACGUGCUAGACAUGCUGCUUUAAUUUCUAGUUGGAUUGAUAGAAAUGACAUAAAUGCUUUUUACAAUACUACUAAUAUCAAAGCAGCUGUACUUUCAAGAGUUCAAGAACCAUCGAGAGCUGUGCUUUGUUCACAAGCUAUUGGGGCAUGCUUUGGAAGUGGUGAUCUGGUUAUGGGUGGAACCCAUUCCAAUUUUAAUGUUGAAUUAGGUUGUUCAUGUAAGCGACAAUCAUAUGAGAGACCCUUGAUGAUUACAAAUCAUGAUAGGUUUAGUGUCGAUGAAUAUGAGAAGAAUUUCGUAUAA